Paramecium tetraurelia is the source of this 744-nucleotide messenger RNA. RefSeq lists its product as uncharacterized. The transcript is spliced from 2 exons. Lineage: Eukaryota; Ciliophora; Oligohymenophorea; Peniculida; Parameciidae. The record is from RefSeq and is a predicted model, not a curated record.
AUGAACGUUGCUGAAAUAGGCGAACUAAAAAAAUAAUUGACCAAAGCAUUAACAGAAAAUGCUCAUUUGAUGUAGAAAAAUUAAUUGCUAGAAUUAAAGUUAAAAGAAACAGAAGAGCGUAAUUGCAAUAUAUAAAAAAUGAAUGGAACUAUUAUGCAUGUGUUGAAUGAUCUUAAUGUGUAAAAUAAUAGACCUUCCACUGAGAUUCUAAAAUAGUAAGAUUAAUUCAAUAUGAAAUUGAUGUAAUAUCAAAAGAGAAUAGAGUCUUAUGAAACCUAAAUAAAGAAUUUGUAAACUCAGUUAUAAGAAGCACUUAUAUCCAAAAAUGAAUAAAAUCAAAGAAUAACAUAACUUUAAGAACAUGAUUCCUAAUUGCUCAAGUAGAUAGGAGCAUUGGAAUCAUCUGUUAAAACAUUGACUGGUCAAUUGUAAUUGUAAGGCAAACAAACUCAGGAAUUCUCCUAAUAAUUGGAAGACCUUGAAUUCGAGAGUCAGAAGGUCAAAUUUUCUUAGAGUGUUAAAAUCGAAGAAUUAAACGAGGAGAACAUGAAACUUAAAGAAGAAUUGAAAUCUCUUAUGGGAUAAUACUUAAGAAAGACUUCUUCAUCCAUGUAAACUAGUGUACCAGCAUCGCCUUAAAAUAUUAGAUUGUAACCUCAACCUCCACAAACUACCACAACUCCUAUUAUUAAGAAAUAGACACCUAAAAAGAGGACCACAACAAUCACUUAAUGGAAGAAAUGA